CAUGCCUGACCCGAAAACCAAACGAUUGUGUAAGAAACGAGCGUUUAAACAUAAUUGGCAGGCAUGGUGAAUGGUGAUGAAGAGAAGGAAUAUCCUUUAGCCAAUUAUCCACCCAAGGGCUAAGAGUAUCCUGGUUACACUGAUAGUAAUCAUCAGAUGAUGUUACCAACUUCAACUUGAGCUGUAUAUUCUUUAGCCACCCAAUAAAUCGGCAAAAAUCCAAAAGAGUAGGUGUUGAAAAUUGACUAAAAUAUAGGAGGAAUUCAGAUAUAGAUAUAAAUAAUGUGGAAUAAUUGUAUGGAAAUUAUUACAAAUUCAUCACACGUUCAAGGAGCUAACUUAAAUAAUUUUGUAAUUUAAGCCGACAUAUUAAUACCCAUUACCAAUACCAUUGAUUAAUUGAACACACCCACCGCCAAUUUCACACCUUUUAAAAUCACCCAAAUUAUGGGCAUUGACACUAUUUCUUAUUUGGUUUAAAAUUAUACUAUAUACUUGCAAUUCAUGAUCAGAUAAUUAUUGCUAGAAAAUCCAUGUUCCUCCAAUUUGGGAGUAAGAAUUUCCAGGUUAGUUUAUCAGUUUUGCUAAACAUUUAUGCUAAAAAGUUGUCAAAUUUUUUGAAUAUAAGAAUGUUUGAACUUUGAAUGAUUGACAGUGGGUACUUUGGAUGGUUGUAGUUUUGAGGUUGUUAACUAGUUGACUAAAAGCCAUUUUUAUUUUGUUUGUAAGAAGUAAGAUAUUUGUCUGAUUGGCAGAUUGAAUUACUUUAAGAUAAUAUCUUUUUUAUUUUUUGGGAUAUGGUUAUUGUGUAUAUUUGAAUCUGUUUGUUCUUGGGAUUUUCAAUCAAUUGUUGUUGGUGGUGGGAUUGGUGAUUUGGUGGGGUAUCGCGUAUCCACUGGGUAGAUGUAUCAAUCUCCGUAAUUCAAAUACAAUGGAGGGUACCAGAGAUUUGUAUGAUCAAAGUGCAACUGAUGAUGUUAUAGUAUCUAUAGUUGCUACUGGAAUAGUGGCUGAUAUGAACAAGGGAGGUGGAAGUUCAAGUAGUGUAAGCACAUCCCAAGAGGGUUUUGAUUUUGGGAUUAAAUCAGUGAACAAAGAGGUGAAGGACACUACUCAACAGGGUAAAUUUUCUAUAAAUACCAAAAUACCUCCUGAAAUUAGUAUGAUAAGCCCCUUGUCAACUCCCCAACGACCUCCGAAAAUCCCAAGUGAGCUCACAAGGAGGCGAAACUCCCUAGCUAGAUCAGCUUUAUCAAGAACGAAAUCACGAUUUGUUGAGCCAUCAUAUCAUCCUGGUGAUGAAGAUUUCAUUGAUGAAAGCACUCGUGUAUUAGUAGGUUCGAAGACACCUCUGAGAACGCCUAGGGUGUCUCCUAGAGUUAGUGUAGGCACUCCAGUUAUCCUUAAAUCACCAUUUUCAGUCCAAGGAAAUGAUGAUGAGGAGGAUGAGGAUGUUUACAAAUCCAUUGAUCUUCAAUUAGAUCAACAAUCUCGUAAGAAAUUGAAAGUUCUCGUAAUACUAGAGUGGAUGAUAUUCCUUAGCUUGAUGGGUUUAUUAAUCGCUAGCUUAACUAUCCAACGUUUGAAAGAUACCUCGGUAUGGAGUUUGGGACUUUGGAAAUGGUGUGUCUUCGUCAUAGUCAUCUUUUGUGGUCGUUUGGUUACAGGGUGGUUUAUCACCAUUCUUGUUUACUUGGUGGAACGAAAACUCUUGCUUAAGAGGAAAGUUCUGUAUUUUGUAUAUGGACUAAAGAAAAGUGUACGUGUUUUCCUUUGGUUGAGUUUUGUUCUUGUAGCAUGGAUUUUGUUGUUUAUCCAUGGGAACAGCAAGUCAAGGAAGACAAAACAAGCAUUACAUUAUAUUACAAUGGCUAUUGCUGGGUGUCUAGUUGGAGCUGGAAUAUGGCUAGUAAAGACUAUACUGAUUAAAAUUUUAGCCCUAUCUUUCCAUGUCAAGAGGUUCUUCGAUAGAAUUCAAGAGUCGUUAUUUGAUCAAUAUGUUCUUCAAACGCUUUCUGGCCCUCCAUUUAUGGAGAUGGCGGAAAGUUUGAACAGAUCAAGAAACAGUGGUCGAUUGAGUUUAGAGAAAAUGACAAAAGGUGAAAGAUUAAAAGAAGAAGUUAUAAAUGUGGAGAAGCUAAAUAAGAUAAACCAAGAAAAAGUUUCUGCAUGGACCAUGAAGGGGUUGAUCAAUGUCAUAAGGAGAACAAAGCUGUCUACUAUAUCCAAUACCCUUGAAUAUGGUGAAGAUGAUGAGAUGGGUGAGCAAAACAACGAGAUCACGAGUGAAUGGGAAGCAAAAGUUGCUGCUGUUACAAUCUUCAACAAUGUUGCUAAACCUGAUUGCAAGUGUAUCGAUGAGGAAGAUCUCUUACGUUUCAUGAAAAUGAAUGAAGUGAACCAAGUAUUCCCUUUAUUUGAGGGUGCUGUUGAAACAGGAAAGAUCAAGAAGUCAGCUUUAAAGAAGUGGGUGGUAAAUUCUUACUUAGAGCGUAAAUCACUUGCUCAUUCGUUAAAUGACACGAAGACUGCUGUGGAGGAGCUGAAUAGAGUAACUUCAGGCGUGGUCUUGAUUAUUAUAAUUAUAGUGUGGAACCUUAUGAUGGGAUUUUUGACCACCAAAAUACUUGUUUUCAUUACAUCUCAGCUGCUGCUGGUGGUAUUUAUGUUUGGCAAUUCUGUCAAGACUGUUUUUGAGGCAAUAAUAUUUGUGUUCAUAAUGCAUCCAUUUGAUGUAGGUGACCGCUGUGUGAUUGAUGGUGUUCAGAUGAUUGUUGAAGAGAUGAACAUCUUAACCACAAUUUUCUUAAGAUAUGAUAACGAAAAGAUAAUCUAUCCAAAUUCAACUCUGUCAACCAAACCCAUCAGCAACUUCUAUCGGAGCCCAGAAAUGGGUGACUCAGUGGAGUUUGCAGUUGACUUCUCGACUACAGUAGAUGUCAUCGCUGCUCUAAAGACUAGAAUUAAAUCGUAUCUAGAAAGCAAACCUGAACACUGGAGACCAGGUCAUAGUGUUCAAUUGAAAGAGAUAGUGGACAUGAACAAGAUUAAGAUGACUCUUUAUGCCACCCAUACUAUCAACUUCCAGAACAUUGGAGAGAAAGGCAGCAGAAGAUCUGAUCUUAUCCUCGAGCUGAAGAAAAUUUUUCAGGAGUUGGGAAUUAUAUAUCACCUUCUUCCACAAGAAGUGCAUGUCAAACAUGUUGAAUCUGCUUCUUUUUCCCAGUGAUGAUUUAAGUAUUCGGCUGCAAGGUGUAGUGGUGCACAUACAUGUGAGUGUAAAUUUGUAUAGGAAAGGUUUCAUACUUGUGAGUGUAAAUUCUUUUCAUAUCGGUUGAUACAAUGGCUACGAAAAUAAGUAGUAGUGAAUCCAACAUCCUCAAGUGUAUAAUGUAUGAUGAAAUGUGGCAUAUGUGAUAGUGAAACUUCAAAUUUGCACUUGUUUUUGUACUCUAAUUAAAGACACUUGUUAAUACCAAUUUCGUUCGUCGCGAGCUUUUAGCUUUCUUUGACCA
This is a messenger RNA of Beta vulgaris subsp. vulgaris (sugar beet), 3515 nucleotides long. RefSeq names its product mechanosensitive ion channel protein 10. The record is from RefSeq and is a predicted model, not a curated record. Gene Ontology annotation, cellular component: plasma membrane. Bases 932 to 3229 code for a protein of 765 amino acids. Gene Ontology annotation, molecular function: mechanosensitive monoatomic ion channel activity. NCBI's taxonomy places the organism in Eukaryota, Viridiplantae, Streptophyta, Magnoliopsida, Caryophyllales, Amaranthaceae. The transcript has 6 exons. Gene Ontology annotation, biological process: transmembrane transport; detection of mechanical stimulus; monoatomic anion transport.